GUAGCUCUCCUCUGCGCAAGGCUCACCAUUCUGGGGCUUGGCAGUGAGUGAUGACUACAGCACGGGCAGCUCAAAUCUAGCUCUACCACUACUCUGGCAUAAACAUACUGAGACUGUCAAUGGAUAUCACAGAUUAACCAUGGCAGGUGCAGUUUCUGUACUUGGAAAAAGCUGGAUAAUGCAUACAAAUUGAAGGAAACAGCAGCUUUGUAUGGAUUUACCAUAUUAAGCCACAUCUCUGCUUUUAUCCUGCUUGCUUUUGUGUAAUAUAAAGUGAUCAAGGGGAUCAGAAAUGCACCUCUGAUUUUUAUUUAUUGAUUUGGUUUGCCAACAAAUAUCAGAAAGCUGGGACUUUUCAUCCUACAGUACUGGCUUCGAAAGUUACAUUUUUAUUCUAUUUUUAAUCGUUGCCUUGAACUGAGCAAACCAAGAGAAAGAGGGGGGGAAAAACUAAUGGUUAACCAUAUUUUUAUUCUUCGUGCCACAUGCAUAAAGAACUGUGCCUAAAAGGACUGCACUUUGUUGCACUCUCUUUGAAGCAAGAAGGUGGGUCAAUACAAUGCCUGGAUUACCCUUUUGACUGCCCAUUAAAACCACAGCGGAGGAGGUAAAGGGACAGCACGGGGCUGAGUGAGUAGGAGCUGCAUUCCUCCACUUAAGAGAAUCAAACAUCCUGAUUGUCGUUUCAAGCUGAUCGGACACUGUAGAGACAAGAGUGGAACCACCCUUCACGGUCUGGGUCAAAGUGAUUGGCAGAAGAAUGCUGGCGCCAGGUGCCCAGAGGCAGGAUGGCGUUGUGUUGGCAGAGAGCUGCGGUUGUUAGAUGGUUCCUCUUGAUGCUCCUGUGGCAUUGGGCACCUCUGUGCCCACUGAGCUGGUUCCUGGCUCUGGCUGAGCCUCUGAACCAGAAAACCUCACCUUUCUCUUCCAUCUCCGGCCGGAGCAAUGGCCAGCUGGACUGGCUCCUGUCUGAUAAAGGGCCCUUCCAUCGCUGUCCAGAAUACACUGAGUUCAAAGAACGCUUCCAACAAGGCUUCUCCACACGCUACAAAAUCUACAGGGAGUUUAGUCACUGGAAAGUGAACAGCUUGGUGACAGAGAAGAGAGACUUCUUCAAAGCCCCACUGCCUUUGGCACCAGAGUUUUUACGCAACCUCAGGCUUCUGGGGAGAAGGCCGAGCCUUCAGCAGAUCCACGAAAACCUGAUCAAGAAAUAUGGCACUCAUUUCUUGGUAUCAGCCACACUGGGAGGGGAGGAAUCGCUCACAAUCUUCUUGGACAAACAUAAGCUGACUAAAAUGACAGAGGGAAACGGAAACAGCUCCGUGGUCUCCCUGGAAAUCUUGCACCAGUUGGCGGCGUCAUACUUCACAGACAGAGAGAGCACCCUGCGAAGACUGCACCACCUGCAGAUCGCUACAUCUGCCAUCAAGGUAACGGAGACCAGAACGGGGCCUCUCGGAUGCAGUAACUACGACAGCCUGGAUUCCGUCAGCUCCGUCUUAGUGCACAGCCCAGAAAAUAAAAUCCAUCUGAAAGGUCUACAGGAUGUGCUGCCUGAGUUUCUGCGGAAUCGUUUUGUGGAGGCGGCCCUCAGUUACGUGGCGUGUAAUUCCGAGGGCGAGCUACUGUGUCACAACAAUGACUGCUGGUGCCACUGCUCCACAAAGUUCCCCGAGUGUAACUGCCCCUUUGCAGACAUCAAAGCUAUGGAAGACAGUCUCCGUAAGAGCAAGGAGUCCUGGACCAACCUUAACUAUGAGUUCAUGGAGUCCGAUGAGUUCAAGGCCUUUCUCAAGAAAUUGCCAAUGGACCAUUUUUUAAACACCUCCGCCAUCUUAAAGUUCUGGAUGUCAGAUCUGGUCCUGCAGAGACGUUAUGGUCUGCUGGAGACGAGCACUAAAGAGGUGCUGGGCAAAGCCAUUAAGAUAGUUCGCAAGCUCUUUGCUCUCAGCAAGCGCUGUCCCACACAGCCAAAGAUCAGCCUACCUAGAGAAAGGACUCUGGGGUUUUGGCUGAACAAAGCCCAGUCUCUGUUGUACUGUAGUGAGCAUGGUGUGCAUGGCACCUUCUCAGAGGAACUGCAGGGCUGCAUCUGCACUGCAGAGCAACGUACUCUCUGCCAGGGCACUGUGCCAUGUAGGGUGGGUGAGGGGACCCUCUGCUUGUCCUGUGCCCCAGACAACAUUACCCGCUGUGGCACAUGUCUCCCUGGCAGCAUCCUCCAAAUGGGCUCCUGUCGCCCCAACAUUGCCAACUCUCUAGACCACUACGUCAACUUUGACUUUGACAUGCCUGACGCAGAGAUCCGUUACCUCCUUCAGAGGCUCGAUAGUCGUAUGGAGGUCCACGCAAUCUACAUCAGCAAUGAUGUACGCCUCAGCAGCUGGUUCAACCCAGCAUGGCGUAAACGCAUGCUGCUCACACUCAAGAGCAACAAGAACAAGUCCAACCUCAUCCACAUGUUGAUGGGGAUCUCUUUCCAGAUCUGUUCCACCAAGAACAGCACACUGGAACCUGUGCCUGCAAUCUACGUCAACCCCUUCGGGGGAAGCCACUCGGAGAGCUGGUACAUGCCAGUAAACCAACAGGACUUCCCAGACUGGGAAAGAACUAAACUAGAUGCCUUGCUUCAGUGCUAUAACUGGACCCUCAGUCUUGGCAGCAAGUGGAAGUCCUUUUUUGAGACGGUUCACAUUUACCUUCGCAGUCGCAUCAUUACAGAUGAUCCCGCUGUCAACGAGACCCUUUUUUAUGAGCCGCUCGAUCUUGAUGACCACUCGGCCAACCUAGGCUACAUGAAAAUCAACAGCCUGAAGGUCUUUGGCUACAGCAUGCACUUCGAUCCAGAGGGGAUCAAGGAUCUGAUCUUGCAGUUGGACUACCCCUACACACAAGGCUCCCAAGAUGCAGCCUUCUUGAUGCUUCUGGAGAUGAGGGACCGCAUCAACAGGCUCUCUCCACCAGGAACCCAGCCACUGGACCUUUUCUCCUGCCUGCUGAGGCACAGGCUCAAGCUUUCAUCCAGUGAGGUGGUGCGCAUACGGGAUGCGCUCCAGAGUUUCAAUGCAAAGCUGCCCAGUUCCACCAAGCCAGAACACAGCCUGCUGUGCAGCUAGCUCAAAUCGCUAAUUUUGUUCUCUGUGUGUGUGAAUGUAUUUGUAAAUAUGAUGAGAGAGAGAGAUAAUAUAAAUAUAUUGGCAUUGUUUGUGCAAAUGUUUGUGGAUGAGAGCAUCUUUGAACGAUCCUCCAUUGGGCAGCAAUCGUACAAAGCAGGAUUUUUGAUUGUGACUAGUACAGGAGUAUAUACUGUAUGGAAGCUUCUGAAUUGCCAGAGUAUUCCCUCACUGGGAAAAACUUGUGGAAGAAGUGUGGAUGUAGCCUACAGUCAAAUCUACUUGCUGUCUUUGAGUAAAGGGUCGCUUUGAUACAAUGGGGAUUUAACUUAAAGAGACUGCCAACUAAAUGAUCUUGAGCAAACAUGGAAAGAAAACAUUUAUGUGAGAAUUUAAACCUACGCUUUCUUAGCAGAUAUGUACUGAUGCUGUAGGUUUUAUUUGGUGAUGUCAUUGUUUGAGAUAAAAGCGGAGAAUCGAUGAUAAGGAUUCUAUUAUGAUGUUAAGUUUUGGAGCACAGUGGUCCAACUGUUAUAACAAUUAACAGAGAUUCAAAUCCUUGUUUUGUGAGAUCUGUAUAUCUGUAUUUAAUGUUGAAUUGAAUUGCCAGAAUGUUGGAUAGGAAUUCCUUUGUAUUCAUAGAUAUGGCUAAACCAAAAGGCAAACAUGAAAGCAAAUUGUAUGGCAACAUUUCUUUACUGUUUUUUUUUUAUUUUUAUUUUAUUUUUUUUAUGUUCAUUGAAAUCUCUUUUGAGGUGGUAACCUUAAGAUAACAUACUUAUAAUAUUGUUUUGAAAAAUAUUUGUGGACAGCUUUGUAAAUAUUGCUCCAUUUCAUUCGAGAUGUGAAAAGCUUCGCAUUGCUUCUUGGAUAUAUACUGAUAAACACCCUUAUUUGUACUUUUUGAAAGUGCAAAGACCAAACAAUACUUCAACACAAAACAAUUGCCUUAUGAAUUGAAAUCUCUGUUCUUACAUCAAAGCACACUUGGCUGUAUGUCUCUCUCUUUAAAAAAAUGCAACACUUUUUCUCUCCUUGAGCUUUUUCAUCAGUUCUUAUUAUUUUUUCCUCUAAAUUAAAUUCUGAUUUGAAUUACAGUGACCUCUAGUCUGCAAAUGUCAAUUUUUAAUUGAAGUAUUAUAUAAAGUGUUCAUUAUGUGUCAUCUAUGUGCAAAUACAGAGUUACAUUUUCAUUACCUGAUUGUUUUCCAUUUCCCUGCUUUUCUACUACACAUACUGUAUAUGAUGAUGUGACAGAGCAUAACUACUGUAUAAUACAUUAAUUCAUUUCAGUAUACCUGCAUCUCGAGGCAAUUAUUUUCACUCCGAAUGUAAUAACUGUACAUCUACCACUUAAGUGUUCUUGAUUAAGUUACUUGGGCUUUGUCAACACAAUCAACCAGAAAAUUAUAGCCCUUGUCAACACAGAGCAUUUAUUACUCAUUAUUUAAAACUGGAAUGUCUAGAAAUGUCUGUGAAAAUUGCAUAUAUCCAUCUACAUAAAACACUAUGUUUUCUGUCAAAAUAAGAUGAAUGACUCAAUAUAUGAAGGGGGGAUAAAAAAAAAGUGCAAUUUAUGCGGUUGUCAUGGAGAGCCGUAGGACCUUCACAUACACUGUCACAAUAUAUCUGGCUCUCUGUGCAA
Molecule: messenger RNA, 4761 nt
Organism: Myxocyprinus asiaticus (Chinese sucker)
Lineage: Eukaryota; Metazoa; Chordata; Actinopteri; Cypriniformes; Catostomidae
Product: BMP/retinoic acid-inducible neural-specific protein 3-like
Exons: 8
Coding region: 789-3119 (776 amino acids)
Biological process (GO): positive regulation of neuron differentiation; negative regulation of mitotic cell cycle
Source: RefSeq, a predicted model, not a curated record